AUGGCAGGGGGCCGCCAGGGGGCGCCCGCGUGGGCCGGGCACAGGAGCGCCUUCACCUACCCGCACGGAGGCCUCGGCGGGCAGCCCGUGGGGGGCGCCAUCCUGGGGACAGUCACCAGGAGCGCCCCGGCGGAAGGAGCUGGGCGGCGCAGUCGCUGCUCUCGCGGGAUGGAGCCCUGGACGUCUGCCCGGUGCCGUGUCCACGCCCUUCUGCUUUUGUUGCUGCUGCUCCUGCUGCUGCUGCAGAGACCCCCAGGAUGCUCGGGCACGGGCGAUGCCUCAGGGACAGUGUCUGUGGCUGCUGCCCAGCACGACCCCUGCGGGCCCCGACCUCCCCGGCAGGCCCCGAUCUCCCCAGCCGUGCCUGUGACUCCGAUUCAGGGAGUACCCUCCUGCGGCUUCUCUAAGGAGCGGGACCCCACCCUCAGAGACCCGGAGGCCAUGGCUCGGCGCUGGCCGUGGAUGGUCAGUGUGCGAGCCAAUGGCAUACACAUUUGUGCCGGUAUCCUCAUUUCCUACCGGUGGGUGCUGACCGUGGCCCACUGCCUGACUGAGAGCAACGUUCACUACACAGUCAAGAUGGGGAGCCCAUGGUUGGACCGGGAGGCGAACUCUACCUCCGAAGUCUCAGUGCUCCAAGUCAUCGUGAAUAGUAGGUUCCGAGCCCAGCGUUACUGGUCCUGGAUCGGCCGCGCCAAUGACAUUGGCCUCCUCGAGCUGCAGCAGGUGUCCCGGUACAGCAAGUACAUCUGGCCUAUCUGCCUGCCCGGCCCGGACUUCACGGUGAAGGAGCAGACCGUGUGCACCGUGACGGGCUGGGGGCUCUCCAAGGCUGACGGCACGUGGCCCCAGUUCCGGACCAUUCAGGAGAAGGAGGUCACUGUCCUGAGCACCAAGGACUGUGACAGCUUCUACCACAAGUUCUCCAGGACGCCCAAACUGGUUCGGAUCGUCAACCCCCAGAUGCUGUGUGCAGAGGACACCAGCAGGGAGGAGUUCUGCUACGAAGAAACUGGAGAGCCCUUGGUCUGCCUUUCGGGGGGUGCGUGGUACCUGCUGGGGAUGGCGAGCUGGGGUGCAGGCUGUGAGAAGAGACAGGCCCCGCCCAUCUACAUGCACGUCUCCUCAUACCACCAGUGGAUCUGGGACACCCUCAACAACCUGCAGCCCCGGGGCCCGCCAGCCCCCUCCAGGGCCCUGCUCCUGGCCCUGGUGCUGCCCCUCGGCCUCCUCACUGCUGUGUGA
This is a messenger RNA of Lepus europaeus (European hare), 1245 nucleotides long. It is a transcript of the gene PRSS50, whose product is annotated as serine protease 50. Gene Ontology annotation, biological process: proteolysis. The transcript has 6 exons. Lineage: Eukaryota; Metazoa; Chordata; Mammalia; Lagomorpha; Leporidae. Gene Ontology annotation, molecular function: threonine-type endopeptidase activity; serine-type endopeptidase activity. Gene Ontology annotation, cellular component: endoplasmic reticulum. The record is from RefSeq and is a predicted model, not a curated record. The coding region runs from base 1 to 1245 and encodes 414 amino acids.